Molecule: messenger RNA, 1933 nt
Organism: Vitrella brassicaformis
Lineage: Eukaryota; Vitrellaceae
Source: the annotation of a GenBank genome assembly
GCUCAAUCCCUGUCUGUAUGCGCACAGACAGACAGACAGACUUUAGACAGGCAGACAGAAAUUGCACACCGACCGCCUUGAAGGUAAAGGUUCAAUCACCCAUCGCAUCUGUACACAGUCCGCCACCCUGUCCACCUGCAGCACAGAUUCAGUCCUGACACACAAGGCAUGACACACACGUGGGAGUCGUCCAUCAGGCAAGUGUGUGGUGGCGGGAGGGGGAGAGGGUGAGGUGUGUGGGCGGUGUGGUGACCUGCAGGGGCGGGGCCACCACCACCACCAGCAGCUGCAGGGGGGAGAGCUAGGCCAGCUGGUCGCCGAAUACCAACACGGCGUCGGCCCCCAUGACCUACCGCGCCACCCUCACUGUCAGUGGGAACCUGGCGGCACCCUCCCUGCCGGCCACCGGUCGCUCCGUCGUGUGCAGGUAGGCGCCGGCAUAGUUGAAGUCGCUAUAGAUGUAGAAGUGUGCCUCGAAGGUGUGGUGGGGCUGGUCGCCGUGCAGCACUAUCACUUGGUAGAAGAGUCCUCCUGCCGCCGGACAGUGGUUGGUGCUGAUAGUGCGGCAUCCCCAGAUGGGCGGCUGCUGAGUGGCGAGCUGCCGCUGAAGAGAAAGGCAGAUUUGACAAUGAGCGAGUGGGGAAGCUGGUGAGAAAAUCGUGUGUGUAUAACUGACCAGUCGGUAGAACCGUGUGGCAUUGACGUGCCGGUUGCCAUGCAACCUCCGACCACGCUGGUGUGCAACCUCCGACCCUCCCCAAUGCAUCCUGAUCAGACGCAUCACGGCAGAGCGGUGCAGCAAAUGUGUUCGUGUGUUCGUGUGUGUCAUUCUGCUCAUGUUUCUCACUCGUCCAACACAGCGUCGCGGACUGAAGCGUAGUCAUCACCUGCACACACAGCCCAAUGGUCCCCCUCCUAUAGCUCUGCCCCCUCUCCCUCACCAUGAUACUCACACACAGGGUUACCAUCGUCGAAUCUGUAAUUGCGGAAGGGAUGGUUGGCCGGCAGCGUCUGCGGUGUGUGGAUGGUCAGCCGACGCCCACCCAGCCGCUCCUCGCCAUUGUUGACGCGCUCGAGCGUCAUGCCGAUGUGGCGGCCGAUCAGUGAGAGCUGCCGCAGCGCCUCACACCGGCUGUCGUAUACCGCCCGGCUGCCCACCCCCUCCACAUCAGCACUGGUCAGCUCUAUCGGCAGCUGCCCGCCUCCCCGCCCCUGGUGCUUCGCCACUCUCACGAUGGGCACCAUUGAGGCCCACUCGCCGCUCGUGUCGAUGAAGUACGCCAGCCGCAGCAGCAGGUCGAUGGAUGUCAGGUCAGGGGAGAGGGUGAUGAUGCCUUCGAUUCCCUUGGCGGCCAGCUGGGAGUCUAUUUUUUCCUUGACGCGCUGCAGGAGAGUGCUCUCGAUGGUCUCCUUGCUAUGGUGCAGCAGCUGCUGCUGCUGGGUGAGGGGGCCGCUGGCGAUCUGUGCGAUGAGUGCGCGUCUGAUGGUAUCCGAGCGGGCGGCCUUGCUGAUGAGCAGGGGUAGCAGUUCUUGAGGGCUGGUGGGGCGGCCGUGGCCCGACGAUGACAUUGCCUGAGGGAUAAUAUAUGAAACAACAAGAGACCACCGUCGUGGCAUAUGAUCUGUGUGUGUGUGUGCAGUCUGAAGACUUCACUCACAGGCGGCUGCGGCAAGCCGGUUCCAUGAUCAUCAUCAGCAGCUGCUGCAGCGGAUGAAGAUGACGCUGCAGCCGCCAUGGCUAUAGGUCGACAACGAACGCCUGAAGCAUGCAAGAAGAUCAGCAAGACGAUGAGAGAAAUGCACGUCCAUCCAUUCAAUGGCAUUCAUCCUUCUCAUCUCUCGAUGCUCACCAAAUUAUCGGGGAGUACAGCACCUCUCAGCGCGGCUUCUCAUCGCAGAGCACUCACAGUGAAAGCAGUGAGGCCACGUGCUG